CUUCUGCUUUUCUGAAACCCGGGGCCUUUGGCGGCAGCUCGGGGCCACCCCGGCCAUGCGGCCCUCGGGUCUGUGCCUGCUUCCUCUGCUGACCGCCUGGCAGCUGUGGGCCUCUGCGGACGACGGGGCUGUGCUCCCCAAGGCCAAGGUGACCCUCGACCCACCCUGGAUCAACGUGCUCCGGGAGGACCAGGUGACGCUCCGCUGCGAGGGUCCCCAGGGCCAGGGGGACCCCAGCACCCACUGGUUCCACAACAACAACUCCGUGGGCGCCAAGGGCCAGCACAGCCUGAGUUUCCAGGCCACCAGCGAGGCCAGCGGGAACUACAGCUGCCAGACUGGCCACAGCCGCCUCAGUGACCCCGUGCGGCUGGCUGUGGUCUCAGACUGGCUGCUGCUGCAGACCCCCGCGCGGGAGUUCCGGGAGGGGGACCCCAUCGUGCUGCGGUGCCACAGCUGGAGGAACAAGCCCCUGACCAAGAUCACCUUCUACCAGGACACAGUGUCCAAGCAUUUUUCCUCCAGGAACCAGAACUUCUCCAUCCUGCAGGCCAACAUCAACCACAGCGGCAAGUACCGCUGUCGGGGCUUCAUCGGGAGAGGGGUCCACACCUCGCCGCCCGUGGCCAUCUCCGUCCGAGGACGCCACCAGGACACUUCAAGCCUGGACUCCACGUCUCUGCCUGGGGUCCACGUUAUUCUCUGCCUGGCCACCGCCCUGCUCUUGGCCGUGGACACGGGCCUGUAUCUCAUCGUGCGCAGAGACCUGCGGGCCGGGGUGACCAGCGGCGGCGCCCACAGGAGCCAGGAUGCUCGGAACACGUGACCAGGCAUCACCGCAUCAUCUGAGUGAGGACCACCGGGUGACAGCGCCCUCGCCCGGCAGCCCUGGCCUUCUGGUCCCCUCUCUUGACCCCCAGAGGGACCCGCCCCGUACCUCGAGGUCAAAACACUGCCUCUCGGCCACAGAAUGAGGACCCGUGGCCACGUGGUCCGUGGCCUGUCCCUAUAGCAUCGUCUUGGGCCCUGGACAGUGAGGCUGGUGGACACUCACGUGGGAACCCCCCUCAGAGAGCUGUUGGUGCCCUGAGUACAGUGUCCACUUGGGCUGUUUCCUGUCUGCUGAGUGUCCCAUGAGUGAUUGGGAAACCGGUGGGCCCAGGGGACGUGGUCGUGAGCAGACCGGGGCUGUGGUCACCGGCAGACUGGGGAUGUGGUUACCCACAGAGCAGAGGAUAGAUUUUGCUAGCGCUGGAGAGGACAGGACGAAGUUCCCCUGUGACCCCCGUGACCCCCGUGUCACAUCACAGAACACUCGAGAAAACAACCACCUCACCUUCCUCUUUCCUUUCCCCAAACGUCCGUCUUGCCUGUGUCCCCUCCCAAACCAAACCUGUUUCUGAAUUUAAAUAAG
Messenger RNA from Sorex fumeus (smoky shrew), 1414 nucleotides. RefSeq names its product low affinity immunoglobulin gamma Fc region receptor III-like. Lineage: Eukaryota; Metazoa; Chordata; Mammalia; Eulipotyphla; Soricidae. Gene Ontology annotation, biological process: cell surface receptor signaling pathway. Gene Ontology annotation, molecular function: transmembrane signaling receptor activity. The record is from RefSeq and is a predicted model, not a curated record.